This is a messenger RNA of Thalassophryne amazonica, 2415 nucleotides long. RefSeq names its product nuclear receptor subfamily 1, group D, member 2b (gene nr1d2b). The record is from RefSeq and is a predicted model, not a curated record. The coding region runs from base 110 to 1780 and encodes 556 amino acids. Gene Ontology annotation, biological process: negative regulation of transcription by RNA polymerase II; hormone-mediated signaling pathway; positive regulation of transcription by RNA polymerase II. Gene Ontology annotation, cellular component: nucleus. The transcript is spliced from 8 exons. Gene Ontology annotation, molecular function: nuclear receptor activity; zinc ion binding; RNA polymerase II cis-regulatory region sequence-specific DNA binding. Lineage: Eukaryota; Metazoa; Chordata; Actinopteri; Batrachoidiformes; Batrachoididae.
GCUACAACCGCAUUUUCGCGCAGCAGCGGCGGAGACACUCAGCGGCUGCUGAAGAGGACAAACCGAAAAACGGCUCCGGUGGAGGAGGACUCAGUCCUGAAAGGACGUGAUGGACUCUGCUAAAGCUGGAGGCGUAAUAACCUACAUCAGCUCCUCCAGCCCUGAGUCCUGCCUCAGCGACUCCUCCAAUGGCAGCCUCCAGUUGGGUCAGCUGACGGAGCCCACACACCCCCCCGCUGGUCAAAAUCUGCACCGAGGCCAGAAAAGUGGACGCGCUGCCUCUGCUGCAAAAUGUGGCAUUAUAAAAAUGAAGGGUCUGGUGCUGCUGUGCAAAGUGUGCGGCGACGUGGCCUCCGGUUUUCACUACGGCGUUCACGCCUGCGAGGGCUGCAAGGGCUUCUUCAGGAGGAGCAUCCAGCAGAACAUCCAGUACAAGAAGUGCCUUAAGAACGAGAGCUGCCCCGUCAUGAGGAGCAACAGGAACCGCUGCCAACAGUGCCGCUUCCAGAAGUGCCUGAUGGUGGGCAUGUCCAGAGACUCUGUGCGCUUUGGUCGCAUCCCAAAGCGGGAGAAACAGCGCAUGCUGCUAGAGAUGCAGAGUGCCAUGAACAACAUGAUGAGCAGCGAUCAGAUGCACACCAUCCAGCUCUCCAAACCGCCUCUGCCAUCCACCUUGGAAGCCACCUGUGAGGACACUGGCCCCGCCUCUUCCUGCUCACCAGCCUCCUCACCUCGCUCCAGCCAGUCAGACUCUAGCUCAGACCCUGAACCCCCAGGAGGCAUGGACACCAGCCCCAGUUCAGCCUCGUCAAGCUCAUCGGACAGCGGGGAGGAGGAAUUGAUCAGCUCGGUGACCCAGGUCCACCAGGAGACCUUCAUGUACAACCAGGAGCAGAACACCUUGCCCCUGCCAGGCCUCCAUAGCUCUGCCAGGAAUACCACUAACCAUCUUACGGAGGAGAGACAGGAUGCUUGGAACCACCGCAACAACCUGGUAACAAUUGCAGCCCAGGACCACUCCUCCAGCCUCCAGGAGGUCAAUGUUACCGCCCGCUGCCCUUUCAGGUUACCCAACAACAAUGACCACCUCCCAGCCUUUACACAGGAACCUCUGAAAGUUCCGUCCAUUGAGGCCCCGACUCCCACAGCCUAUCACCUGUGGCGAGGAAGCAACAGGAUGCAUCUGUUGUGUCCGAUGAACACAUCUCCUCACGUGGACCCUCGCAAAUCAGGCCACAGUGUGUGGGAGGAGUUUUCUCACAGCUUCUCCCCCGCAGUCAGGGAGGUCGUGGAGUUUGCUAAGAAGAUUCCAGGCUUCAGAGACCUGUCCCAGCAUGACCAGGUCAGCCUGCUGAAGGCCGGCACCUUUGAGGUUCUGGUUGUUCGCUUUGCCUCGCUGUUUGACGUGAAGGAUCACACCGUCACCUUUCUGGGCGGUAAGAAGUACAGCGUGGACACUCUGAGGGCCAUGGGCGCCGGAGACCUCCUCAACUCCAUGUUUGACUUCAGUGAGAAGCUCCUCAGUCUUGACUUCAGUGAGGAGGAGAUGAGCCUCUUCACUGCCGUGGUUCUGGUCUCUGCAGAUUGCUCUGGCCUGGAGAACGUGAACUCGGUGGAGGCGCUGCAGGACACGCUGAUCCGCGCGCUACGAAGCCUCAUCACCAAGAAUCACCCGAACGAGUCGGCCGUCUUCACCAAGCUGCUGCUCAAACUACCCGACUUACGCUCCAUCAACAAUAUGCACUCGGAGCAGCUGCUGGCCUUCAAGGUCCAUUCCUGAGCUUUCCACCUCCAGUACUUUAUGUCAGCGUGAGUGAGAGUGGACUCGAACAGGUCUGUGGGUAGUUUUCUAGGCGGAAGAUGACCAUGAAGGUUCUUGUACUGUGGGCUUCAAAGGCCUGUGUGACGGAAACAGACACACAGACAGACAUGCUGAUGCACGUGUCGGCUGUGUGCAGCAGCAGCGUGUGUGCAGAUGUUGGAAGCACUUUUUGUACAGUGUAGAUGGUAUUUCAGCAUUCAUAGUGCAAAGCGUGACUACUUUGACUUGUACUUGUGAAUAAACCCUUUUUAGGAAUGUAAUGGUGCAGAUAACUUUGAGUAGAUGCUGAUGUCAUGAAAAGACUAAGAAGAAUUACAGAUUGUCUGUUUAAAAAACAAAAAAACAAACCAACAUUAAAGCUGCUAAAUGUCCCAACGUUAGCGUUUGUACUCUGAUCACCAAAAAACAAAUGAAUACUGAGUCUUAUUUCAGGCUGAUGUUGCAGUUGUGUAUCUGCUGUGUUUAUGGGUCUUUAUUAUUUAAGUUAAAGGGGGAUUUCUAUGAAUUCGGUGGUGUCACCCACAGAGACAUGACGAAACAAACAAAAUCUCAACUCUUGUAUGUUUUUUUUUUUUUGUCCUGGAUUGUGUUUU